AAGAGUUAUCUCUCUUUAUACCGACUCGAAUAAAAAUACCGAGAUUCAAAUCUAUAUUUUGGAUAUAUAUAUAUUCUGGCAUGCCUUCAAUUUGACGGGUUCCGAAUGGUGUUCCGGUUUAUUGAAAGAUGGCAGGAUCAGAAAAGAAACUUGAAAGAUCUAAGAGUGGGCUACGAAUGAUCCCCGUGUCUGACUGUGACAUGAGCCCCUUUACACUUCCAGAGCCUCCCUGGGUCCCAGACGAUGAGUGCAAACAGUGUCAAAACUGCAGAGCCAAAUUUGACUUCUUCAAAAGAAGAAAGCAUCACUGCCGUCGAUGUGGGAAGUGCUUCUGUAAUGACUGUUGUCAAGAAAAAGUGAAUUUACCCAGAAUGCUGUUCCUGGACCCAGUCCGCCACUGCCAAGUUUGCAUAGAGGUUUCCAGAAAAGAGGAGGACUUCUUCGAAAAGCAUUUAAAGACACUUCAAAAUGGAGGUUAUUUCUUGGUGAGUGAUUCUGACAUGGGGCCAGACCAAGCAUCCCUCUUCUUCCUCAAGCUAUCGGCCAACCACAGACAGCUGUUGUUUGAGGGUGACAGUGAUAAACAUGAGCCUGUACAAAUCGAGAAAAUCGACACCUUGCAGAUUUUGCCAUCUGGGAAGGAUGACGAAGGCAACACUGUAGCUGGAGGCAUUGCAAUAAAGUACACAGACUCCAGUGGAGGGAUUACAGUGGUCAAGAUGAUGGUGGACUGUGGGGGCAAUAGAAAACCUGGACAGGUCUGGAUUGCUGCCAUGCAAAAAGCAUUUAAGAUGGUGUACGAUGCAAGGACAAAGUGAGGUGAGCUGCAUCAUCAAGAGGAAUUUACAGAGACGAUCUGAAAAAAAAAUAUGAAAGUUAAAAGUACAUGGUGCUUUAAUGGUCAUAUUUAAUGUUCUGCUUUUAUGACUUUACACUGAAACAAAGAGGCAUUUUGUUAACUGUAUUAUUCAUCUGAUGAAUAGUGAAUCAUGUUAUUUCUGUAAAUCUGGGUAUGUUCGCUGAAGUUAAGAUUUCUAGCAAUUUGUGGGGCUAUUGAAUUUACAAAACAAUGUUUUCCUUAAAAGUUAAAAACUACUUAUUACCUCUUUUAGUUGCAGGGUUUCAAAAUAGUUUGACCCAAUUUUGAAAAAUAAAUCUCUAGUGUUUGACUCUUUGUUUUCAAAUAUUAAUUUCAGCAAAAGUUUUCCAGAUUGAUGGUUACUGUACAAACUGUUUUAAAAUAGUCCAUUCCAUACAUCAGACACUUUAACUUGUAAUAUAUUGCUUGUUAAUAGUCAUAAUUUGUAACAUGUACAUGUAUAUUGACGUUGACAGGUGUUGGACUGUAUGUGGCACCAUAAAUGUAAGUGUCCUGAGAGGAUGGGUUGUGUUGGGAAUGUCAUUAUUUCUAAUACACAGGAUAUGUGGUAUUCUGUCACUAGUCUAUGUUAUAACGAAAUGAUGUGAUCAUAAUAUUAUAAUGUAAAUAUUUAUACUAUGGAUAAAGAAGUGUGAGGUGUUCAUACUGUUUUUUGUAACAGUUCAUGGAAAGGAAACUGAUAAUCUUAUCAAAUCUACUUAUAGGGAAGUUGUGAUUUAAACUGUUUAGAUGUAUAAAUCUACUGUUGUCUGCUGUUUUAUUGUAUACAUAUAUAUAUCAUUAUAUAAUUUUAUGCAUGACAUAAAAAAGGAAUUUUAA
Ostrea edulis (European flat oyster) is the source of this 1699-nucleotide messenger RNA. Its product is annotated as zinc finger FYVE domain-containing protein 21-like. The coding region runs from base 129 to 818 and encodes 229 amino acids. The record is from RefSeq and is a predicted model, not a curated record. Gene Ontology annotation, molecular function: metal ion binding. The transcript has 8 exons. Lineage: Eukaryota; Metazoa; Mollusca; Bivalvia; Ostreida; Ostreidae.